UUUCAUUUUUAGGGCUGUCUCUGUUCCACUCAAAAUUUUUUUUUUUUUAUAACUUUCCCUUUCUUCAGAUCUCUCUCCUCUCUCUCUUUCUUUCUUAUCUUCUUUCAUAAAAUAUUUCUCUCUCUUCCUUCUCUUUCCUCAAUCUCUCUCAGAAUUCUCUCUCCUCUCUCUUCAGCAAGGCAAAAAAUUCCCUAAAAGAGCCCCGUUCGUUUAACCCAAUCCUCAUAUCUUUGAAAUGGAUGAUGAUGGGUUUCGCAACUGGGGUUACUACGAACCAGCAGCUGCUACAUUCAAAGGUAAUCUCGGUUUGCAGCUAAUGCCAAGCAUUGAUCGGAACACUAAACCGUUUUUAACCGGUCGUGACCCGAAUCUAAUGAUCGGCCAAAACGGACCGUACCACCACCACCCUGAGCCUCCUAUCAACAUGAGCUACAAUUGGAUUAACCAACACAAGGAUAAGUUCUUCAACAUGUUGCCUGUAACAACAACUCCUAAUUACGGAAACAUCCUUCCCGAAACUUCAUCAGCCCCGUCGAUGCGUCAUCAUCAAACCACCGAUGAAUACCCAGGUACACACGAACAAGUAGAAGAGAUUAUUCAGACCAAUAAGAAGAGAAAGCCUAAUACUAAACCUGGCGCCACAACUAAGGCUAAGAAGCCUCGGAAACCGAAGGAGGAGAGUGACAAGAGCAUUAAAGUGAAACCGGCAAAGAAAAGUGUAGACUUCGUUAUUAACGGAGUGAACAUGGACAUUUCGGGUUUACCUGUACCGGUCUGCACUUGCACUGGAGCUCCUCAGCAGUGUUACCGGUGGGGCUGUGGAGGUUGGCAAUCUGCGUGUUGCACCACAAACAUAUCCAUGCAUCCGUUACCGAUGAGUACUAAGCGUCGUGGAGCGAGGAUCUCGGGUAGGAAGAUGAGUCAAGGCGCGUUUAAGAAGGUUCUUGAGAAACUCGCUUCUGAUGGGUUUAACUUUGGGAAUCCGAUUGAUCUUAAGAGCCAUUGGGCUAGACAUGGGACUAACAAGUUUGUCACGAUCAGAUGAUUUAGUUUAUUAGUAAAAAGAAGGAAAAAAGGAGAGAUCUCUUCCGGGACUGUCAGUGAUCGUGUAUAUGCUAGACCAAAUCUGAUGUCUAUGACCUGUUGAGUUCUGUCUACAAUCUGAGUUUGAUUCUGGUUUCAGGUAACCACCAUUUGCUGGAGUCUGUUUGUUUGUUUGUUUGUCUGAGGGAAGAAGGUGACUUAGAAAAUGAAGUUUGAUUUUUCCCUCCUUUUGUUAUCGUUAUAAACAUUUUACUGACUUGUAAGUUGUAACAGAUAUUCUUUUAAUUAAAUGUUUCUAUUUCUCAGAUUA
Molecule: messenger RNA, 1354 nt
Organism: Brassica napus (rape)
Lineage: Eukaryota; Viridiplantae; Streptophyta; Magnoliopsida; Brassicales; Brassicaceae
Product: protein BASIC PENTACYSTEINE2
Exons: 2
Coding region: 236-1045 (269 amino acids)
Biological process (GO): response to ethylene
Cellular component (GO): nucleus
Molecular function (GO): DNA-binding transcription factor activity; sequence-specific DNA binding
Source: RefSeq, a predicted model, not a curated record